GACCCGGGUGCAUGCGCCGCUCGGUUGUAGUCAUUGGUCGUCUUGGCGGCCCUGCUACGGGUGCCGUGUCUCCGACUACGAUGCGUCAUCCCCAAUGCGGGUCGGGUUGCGCCCGGCUUACGCUGUCAUCCACUACUGCACCCUGUACAUAGGGCGUUUGGUCUCGUUGGCAGUGGUAUGGGUUGUGGCGGGGAGGGGGAGUACAGCAGUGGAGGAGGUGGUUAUCACCCAUCAGCCGCACGACGAGAGGACAUUUAAGAGGGCGUCACGUCGCUCGUCGGGUCGGGUGAGCAUCUUUCAUCCUUCCUUCCACACAAGAUAAGACAAUUGAAAACAUUGAUUGCACCUGGUGUGUUAGAAUUGAACGGCCUCUACGACAAAUCUCGAUACCCAUUGACGAUACCCAUCAACCGGCUUGAAGCCUU
This is a messenger RNA of Ilyonectria robusta, 425 nucleotides long. RefSeq lists its product as uncharacterized. The record is from RefSeq and is a predicted model, not a curated record. The transcript has a single exon. Lineage: Eukaryota; Fungi; Ascomycota; Sordariomycetes; Hypocreales; Nectriaceae. Bases 95 to 322 code for a protein of 75 amino acids.